CCGCAAUUGAAAUCGAUUCUGGAUCGUGAAUGGGUGCAUCGGUGUGCAAUCCCACAAUUAUGUUAUUCAGUCUCAUAUAACGAUUUAGCAGAUUCCCACUACGCCCAUUUUACAGGGGGAUAGGUGAUACCGAUGCUGUUACAGGGGUACGAGAGAAGAGAACAUACAGGUCGAUCGGCAACAAGGGCUUCUCCCGCACAAUCCGAAGGAUACGCAGAGAUUUUGGACAAUAUUCUUCUCUUUGUAUUUUUAGAUUAUAAAUCCAUAGAAAUCCUUUGGAAUCCAAGAGUAAAGAAUCCAGAUUUUGUUGGAUUACAUGAGAUUACACAUUGAGGACACCUGAAUUCUAUGGAAUUUUAACAAUCAUUUAAAAUCCCAUGAAAUCCUAAUUAAUAGGAUUUUUUCCCCGGCGACAGUCUUCUCCGGCUGUUUGUGAUUUACUCUAAGUUUGAAAUAGUAAGUUUAAGCCAAUGAAUAUUAUGAAUUGGAACUGCAGGGGGGUUGGCAAAUCUCGCCACCGUUCAAGUUCUAAGCGAUCUGGUAAGAGGUAAAAAUCCAAAAGUCAUACUCCGUAUUUCUGAUGGAAAUAAAAGCUAGCCGGCGACGAGUCAAUGAUGUCAUGGGGAGGUUGGGUUAGCGCACAAGUCACAUAGUUGAGAGCAUCGGAUUAAGCGGGGGAUUGGCUUUAUUCUGGAAAGAUGAGGUGGAAGUCACUAUUGAUUGUACUAUCCGAUUGCAGGAAUAGGAAGAUAGGUGGAGGUUAACAGGAUAUUAUGGCAUCCCAGAGAGGUGAAGGAGGAAGGAAGUAUGGGCAAUGUUGACAAGUCUCGCGAAUAGAAGCAAUCUCCCUUGGCUAGUUUUUGGAGACUUCAGUGAUAUUAUGUUUGAAAGUGAAAAGAAAGGAGGUUUGGGCAUGUGGGCUCCGAGAUUUUCCUUUUGAAGGUUAUCAAUGCGCAUGGGAACGAGGUGGAGGAACAACUUAUUUCGUUGAAGAAUUGAUUUGGAGAGGCUCAGGCUUGUUCUUUAGAGGGUAUGCUUCUUGUCAUUGUGGUAGGAAGUGAGCGAGAGUUCAGGCAGAGGCCAUCCAAAUUUGAACAUGUGUGGGCCCGGGAGGAAGAAUGUUGAUCUGUCGAGUAGUGCAGCAGAGCUGGAGCUCAAGUAACGGGAUGGAUGUAAGGUCAGUGCAGUCAAGUGUUGGGACUAUGGGGUAGGAGCCGGAGAUUAGGAUUAUAUUCUCUACCCGAAUCAAGGUGUGCCGUGAUAGGUUGAGACAUCUACAGGGUUAUCAUGGGAUCAGAUAUGAUGCAGAGUUUCAGAGCGUAAGAAACACACUUACCGGUCUUUUAGAGGAACAAAAUAUGUGUUGGAAACGAGACCCAAGAAGUUUUGGCUUCGUGAAGGAGAAAUAAAGUCAAAGUUCUUUCACAUCCAGUAAAAUAUAGAAGAACUGGAUGGGUGGGUUGGGAUCCGGAUAGAUUCUGGACUACGGAUAGGGGCAGGAUGCACCAUUUGAUGCAGGAUUAUUUCGAAGCUCUUUUCUCAACUAGCAACCCUUAUGGUGGGGAAGUGGAAUUACCGGGAGCUUUGAGGGUCUCGAGGUAAAAACAAUCGCAAAAUGCUUAGUGUACAUGAGUUGUACACAAGUUGUACACAAAACCCCCUGGUUGUCUGUGCAGGCAAUUCCUUUAAAAAGGGGCAGCACUUGAUGUCAAAUUAUCUGUGUACACAGGCAAUAUACACAUUUUGUGUACAUUGCCUGUGUACACCAAGAAUGGUCCAAAACAAUCUAUUACUACGCCCUACCAUGCCGAGGAAGUUAAAAAGGCAGUGUUCGAUAUGCAUCUGCAUAAAUCUCAAAGGGUGGACGGUAUGAAUUCAUGUUAUUUCAGAAUUAUUGGGAUAUUGUAGGGAGGAAUGUUAUGGACUUUUGUGUUAAGUGUUUUGAUCAAGGGUUAAAUUCCUACCAAUGAGUGAAACUAAUCUUAUCUUUGUUUUGAAAGGAAAACCAAUCUUAUCUUAAUUCCCAAAGAAAAGGAAAAAGGGUCAUAAGCUCUUUUACUAUGUCCAAUUUGUCCCAUAAGCCACUGUACUAAAAAAAAUGUAUCAUAUAAGUACGUUUACUUUUAAAAUACAACCAACCAAACCAUUUGACCUGUUAUGGCAGGUUAUUUUUUUUAAUUAAAUUUCGAAUAUUGAUAAAUCUUAAAAAAAUUCAUAUAAAUGUGAAUAUUAGCUCUCCCUUAGUCCCAUUUUAUAAGAUACAUUUCCUAUUCACUUGGUCAACACAAAUCACACUUAAUCUUUACUUUAUAUAUCAAAAUUUUAUAAAAUUUGAAUAAUUUUUUGCAAGUUUUGUAGCAAUUUUAAUGUUAUUUCUGAAUAUGUAAAUUUUAUUUUUUAAAACUGAUUUCAGUGUUGACAGGGAUCAAUUUGUUUUAUCGUCGGUCAAACAUUGUAAACCGUAAAGUGCCUUAUAAUUUGGGAUGGAGGGAGUAAUAAUUGUAAAAAUAUCAUAAAUGUAAAAAUAUGUAAAAUUUAGAAACGCUAAAAUAAAAAAUAAAAAAUCAUCCUACCGAAAAAAGAAAGUGAAAAAAAUAAAAUAAAAAAUAAAAAAGUUUUUUUAUCAUAAAUAAAAAAUAAAAAAUUUAAAAACCUUUUAAAUAGAUGUAGAAUAUAAAAAUAUUUUUAAAAACUUAAGAAAUAUUGACUUUGAUAUUCUGAAAAUUUUCACAAGUUUGGUAUAUAUUCCUUCAAAAUUUAACCAUUUCUUCGAUUUUUAUACUACCUCCGUCCCAUUUUAUGUGUCUCACUUUGACUUGGCACGAUAAUUAAUAAAGUAGUUGAAAAAGUAAAAGUUGUGGUUGAGGUUUGAGUAUAAUAAAGUGAAAUUGUGUAGGCCACACGUUUCUUUCCAAAAAAGGAAAGGGGACACUUAUUUCGGGGUCAACACAAAAAGAAAAUUAGGACGGGUAAAAUGGGACGGGGGAAGUAUAUUAAAAAUCUGCUAUUACAGGUCAAAAACUUUUUAAAUGGUCAAAUUGGUCAAUUUUGUAAAGUAGGCGUAUACGUACUUAUAUACGGAGUAAUAUUGUUUUAGUACAAGGGCUUAAGUGACAGAUUGGAGAUAGUAGAAGGGUUUAUUUGAUCCUCUUUCUAAAAAAAGAAUAAGCCGAAAAGUAUGGGGGAUUGGAGACCGAUUGCUUUAUGUAGUGUAAUCUAUAAAACUUUUUCAAAAGUUCUUUCUAAUAGAUUAAAAGGAAUACUCAACGAUGAUGUUUGUGAAAAUCAAAGUGCUUUUCUUUGUGAGGAAUAUUUGGAAGAGGUCAUUAACUUUGAAAAAUCUAGUGUGUCUUAGAGCAUCUCCACGGUGCACAAUGUGCACCGUGGACAUUGUUCACGGUCUUAUUUGUUUUUGGUAAGUUUUUCUCUGCAAUUUCAACCACGAUGUCUACAUCUAGACAUUGUGCUUGACAUUGUGAAGAAAAACUUACCAAAAUGAUAUAAGAUCCUUCAAAUAAGGAGAAAGAUAUUUUAUAUAUUGUAUUUUGAUUGGCUAUCUCUAAUGCCACGUAUGCACCAUUAACAUAUUAGGGUUGGAGAUGCUCUUAUAGUGCUAAUGUUGAUGACAGCUCUCGCACCGUGCUAAGUACAAUUAUGGCUGUCAACCAGGAGGUAAACUCGGGUAAGUAUUUGGGCCUCCCGGCACUAGUUGGGAGGAAGAAGGAGAUCUUAUCUUAUAUCAAAGAGAGGGUGUUGAAGCGUAUCCAGAGUUGGAAUAAUCGUUAUCUAUCUAAAGCGGGUAGAGAGAUUCUGUUGAAGACAGUCAUUCAAGCUAUUCCCACAUACGUUAUGAAUGUAUUUUUACUCCCGGAUAAUCUGAUUUCUGAAAUAAAGAGGCUUAUGAACGGUUAUUGGGGGAAAUGAAAUGGUUUCAAUGGUAGGGGAAUCAGAUGAAGAUGUUGGAGGGAUCUGUGUAUUCCGAAAGCUCUAGGAGGUUUGGGUUUCAAACGUUUAAAAGAGUUCAAUAUUGUCAUGCUUGGUAAGUUAGGUUGGAAGCUAUUAACUGAGCUGAAGAAGCUGGUUGGCGGGUACUAAAAGCAAAGUACUAUCCCCAUGUUUCUUUUGCAGGGGCUAUAUCAGGAGCAAUCCUUCCUAUGUAUGGUGGAGUAUCUUAUCUGCUCAAGAAGUUGUUGCGGGGACUCGGCGCAGGGUGGGAAACGGGAUAAACAUAUCCAUUUGGAGAUCUCGGUGGUUGCCUGUAAAGGGGUCUGGAAGAAUUGUUUCUGAACGGCCAGAAGGGUAUUAUUAUGGACAUGAGUGUCACGGCGUUAAUACAGGAGGACGGAAAGGCGUGGAAUAUUCCUCGUCUAAAUGCCUUAUUUUCUGAAGAAGAUGCUAUUACUAUUCAAAGUAUUCCUCUUAGCAUGCGCCAUAUAGAAGAUGGGUUUCACUGGAAUGAUGGAGGAGGGUGUUGCUUAUGCUGAAAGUCAGGAUAAGGCUCUGGUGGUUGACAGCAUUUUAAUAAUCCUGGGGGCCUUGGCAAAGUCAUGGGUGCAGGAUGAUCCACAGAAAAUUGCAAUUGAAGAAUCAGUUUUCACUCAAUCUGAUGCCAAGCUGGGGAUGAUAGUAAAGGGUAAAGUUCUACCCCUACAACAAGACAAAUCAACUUCAGUACAACAAGACCGAUGAGGUUGUUCGAGAAUGAAUUGGUUAAACCGGGAAAUGUCAUUUCUGGAACCAUUGAUCUAGUUAUUCAUGAUGGUCCAAUUUUUGUGAAAGGAAUGAGUCUUCCGGAACAUUUAUACGAUCAUAGUAAUCUUGCUGGGUUAAGUAUAUCUUGAAACCUGGUUUUGAAAUUUACCAGGUUUUGGUUAUUGAUGUUGAAGGUUGCAAUUUCGUACUUUCUGCCAAGGACUCAAUAAUGAAUUUGGUCGACUAACAAUGUCAUUGCAGCAGUCAUUAUGCUCUUCAACUGAUGUUUCAAUUAUGGAAGAAAGCGUUCUGUCAGAAAACAAGAUUGACGAGCUUCUAGUCUGGGCUCCUUAGAUUCUAGACUGAGCUGGGCUGAUGAGUUUGAUUUUGAAUAUCAUUUGGGUGCAAUCAAUGUGGAACUGGAUUCUACCUUUCAGGCGGUUGUGAUUGAUGUCUCUCAUAUAGGGUACCUCGUGGAUCUAUCUUUAAAACAAGAAACUGUUAAGGGAAUCACAGCUGCUAGAACGUUGUGGGAUGUACUGAACAUUCAUUGUGAAGCUGCUCAACAAGCAAUCUGUACCCGUAGCUCUCUUCAUUGGCAACCCAAACAGGAGGUUGGGAAUGCUCUUAUCUCUAGGUUUAUAGAUAUCUUCAUGAGGGGGGGGGGGGGGGGGCAUGACCCAACAGUGUCAUUGCCUCUGCUCAUUCAUGUGGUGGUGGAGGUAAAGAAGAUGGCUCAAGUGUUGAAGCUAAAGAUCCAGAACACAAGAACACAAUGUUGUACUGGGAAGGGAGAGGCGCUCAGAUGAAGAUAAAGUUGAAGGCUAUGUAGCACGGAAACUCUCGGGAAAGAGUACGUUUCCCGUUUCGGAAACUCUCGGAAACUCUUUGGAAACUCUCCAAAUAAGCCUUUUUUGAACAAAAGUUAACGUUUCCCGUUUCCCGUUUCCUCAUGAUUUUCACGUUUCCGUGCAACAUUGGUUGAAGGUCAUGGCAGAUUCUUAUCACACAACUUCCUUGAGGACAAGGUGGUUGUCUUAAGGGGGAGAUAUGAUAGGAACAUAGGUUGAAAUUAAUAAUAAUAUAAGUGGUGGUGGUGGUGGCGGCAGCGGUGGCGGUGGCGGUGGUGGUGUAAAUAGAAGGGAGGGGAGAAAUAAGAGGUUAGGCAGAAAAUUAGUUUGGGACUUGGUCUUGGUAGUGUGGGAGACUACUCGAAGUGAAUAUUACUCCUAUGGUCAUGAGUCAUACUAUUUUUUUUUGGAUUUUUUGAUUGUUUACUUUUUAAAUUUUAUAAUUUUUUAUUUUUUAUAAAUUUUAUAACCUUUUUUUUAUGUUUUAAAUUUUUAAUUUUUAAUUUUUUUUUUUUUUAUAUUUUUUAUUUUUAGUUUUUUUUUUUAAUUUUUUGAUCUUUAAAUUUUUAAAAUUUUAAUGUUUUUAAUUUUUCAAAACAUUUUAUUUUUUACCUUUUUUUGUAUUAUAUCGUUUUGUCCCUUCACGUAAGAGAUGAAUAGUUUGUGGUUAUCAACAUGUUUCUUUCGAAAUACCCCGAUUUGGGGGGUUUGGAAUGGGAGGAAGUGGAGGAUUUUGGAAGUCUUCCACUUUCCUUCCCUUCUCUCCUAUUUCCUUCAACCAAACACACACAAAUCCUCCACUUCCCUCCCCUCCCCUCCCCUCCCCUCCGAAACCCUCCAACCAAACAGGGCCUAAAUUUCCGUGUACCUAACAGAAUGAUGAUCCAAAAGGUCAGUAUUCUGUUCACAGUUGCUACAGGAGGCUGGCAGGUGAAUUUCAAUUGUCAUUUUGGAAUGGUUGGACAGCGGACUGGAAGUUUCGGCUGCCAGCCUGCCACCUAAAAUAAAGCUAUUUUUUCUGGCAGUUUGCACUAGGUUGAUUACCUAGGACUGAUGUCCUGAAGAGGAGAUCAAUUCAAAUCCAGGGCUGCUGCCCAAUUUGUAGGGUGGAGGAGGAGACAACAGGUCAUUUGUUUUUAAAUUGCCCAAUUAUCCAUGGCAUUUGGGGAGAAGUGGGGCUACUGUCUGUGAUGCAGGGGAUGUUGUCAUAGCUGCAAUCCAGAAAGCUUUUCUUCUUUAGUUGAGGAGGACAUUUGCUGGAGGGCUGUCCUAAAGAGACUCGUCACAGGAGAAAUACCAGCUUGAAUCAAAGCGACCAGUGGACCAGGCCUUUGGGCUUAGGGCCGUGUCAGAAGGAACUGUCGGGGCAAUGUUCUAUGUGCUAGGAGUUGGAUGAAAAAGGCUUUUUCGCCCCCGGUGGAAGCGGAGGUGAUUGGUGUUAGGGAUGCUAUCCUAUGGCCUAAAGAGAUAGGGUGGAAUAAAGUAGUGAUUGAGACUGAUGCAACGUUGGUUGUGUCGGCACGGUUCACCAGGCCGCCUGACCCGUGAACCGGCCCAGUACUUUUCUGACCAGCCCGGCCCGGUGACCGGGCCUCUGACCUGUCCGGGUAGGCCCGGCCCGAGGGUUACAUAGGGCGGGCUUGGGUCCUUCAAAAGUGGAACCGGCCCGGCCCUGCCCGGCCCGAUCGGGCCAAUUUUUUAUUUUUUUUUAAAUUUUUUGUUUUCCAAUUUAUUUUUCUUUUUCCUGG
This is a messenger RNA of Cuscuta epithymum, 7291 nucleotides long. The record is from the annotation of a GenBank genome assembly. NCBI's taxonomy places the organism in Eukaryota, Viridiplantae, Streptophyta, Magnoliopsida, Solanales, Convolvulaceae.